AUGGCUGCAUCAACUCCACUGGCUUCCGAAGCCUCUCACCCAUCUCCCAUUCAAUUUUAUAGGACAACAUGUGUCAAAAAACUAGCUGGAUCACCAAGCCUCACCUCCAUCCCUUCCACCUAUGCUUUCACCAAAGCUCCCCAAGAAGAUGAAGCAGUUUCAGAAGACCCAGAAGACCCAAUCCCCGUGAUUGACUUCUCUCUACUCGCCUACGGUACUCCUGAUCAACGGUCCACAAUCAUCCAAGAGCUUGGCAGGGCCUGCAAGGACUGGGGCUUCUUCAUGGUGAUCAAUCAUGGCGUGCCGGAGAGGCUCUUAGAGAGAGUGAUAGAGGGAAUUAGCGGAUUUUUCGAUCUGACGGAGGAGGAGCAGAUCAGAGAAUUCGAAGGGAAGAAUGUGUUGAACACAAGCAAGAGCGUAACAAGCUUCAACACGUCUUCCGACAAGGUUUUCUUCUGGAGGGAUUUUCUCAAGCUCAUCAUUCAACAUCCUCAUCACCAUCACUUCCCCAACGAACCUGCUGGAUUCAGAGAGAUUUUGCUGGAAUACAGCAAAAGAAGCAGAGAAGUAGCCAUGGGGUUGCUGAAAGGAAUAUCAAUGAGCUUGGGAUUGGGAGACACCUACAUAGAAAAUACCAUGAAUUUGCAAUCGGGUUUGCAAGUUCUGGCUGCAAACUUGUAUCCGCCUUGUCCGGAGCCAGAACUAGCAAUCGGCUUGCCACCGCAUUCCGACCACGGCCUCUUGACCCUCCUCAUACAAAAUGGGAUCUCUGGGCUUCAAGUGCAGCAUCAAAGCAAGUGGGUCAAUGUCAAUUCCAUUCCAAACGCAUUCGUCGUUAAUGUUGCCGAUCAAAUGGAGAUUAUGAGUAAUGGGAAGUACAAGAGUGUUAUGCAUCGGGCAUUUGUGAAUGAAAAAGCUACAAGAAUAUCAGUAGCCACAAAUUUUGGGCCACCACUGGAAAUGGUUGUCAACCCAGCACCAGAGUUGGUCCACCCUGAAACCAAUGCACCUGCAUACACUGGAAUAAAGUAUGGGGAAUACAUGGAAUUGCAAAAAAGCAACAAGGUUUAUGGCAAAUCCUGCUUAGAUCAUGUUCGAAUCUUGUCUGCCUAA
Corylus avellana is the source of this 1113-nucleotide messenger RNA. Lineage: Eukaryota; Viridiplantae; Streptophyta; Magnoliopsida; Fagales; Betulaceae. The record is from RefSeq and is a predicted model, not a curated record.